CUCUGAUUGGUCCGACUCGUUUGGCGCGGCGGUAAAUUUAGAUCCAGGGAAAUGGUAUAAAUUUGAAGCUCGCACCGUAAGUUGCCAGUUCAACUUGUUUAAGCUUUUGCAUCAGAACCCGCACUCAACGAAUCAAAAUGUCUGGACGUGGUAAAGGAGCCGGAAAGGCACGCGCCAAGGCCAAGAGUCGAUCUGCUCGUGCAGGACUUCAGUUCCCAGUCGGUCGUGUCCACCGAUUUCUUCGCAAGGGAAACUACGCCGCCCGUGUCGGAGCAGGAGCCCCCGUCUACCUGGCUGCUGUGCUCGAAUACCUCGCCGCCGAAAUCCUCGAGUUGGCUGGCAACGCCGCCCGCGACAACAAGAAGACCCGUAUCAUUCCCCGUCACUUGCAGCUGGCUGUCCGCAACGACGAGGAGUUGAACAAGCUUCUCAGCGGAGUCACCAUCGCACAGGGUGGUGUCCUCCCCAACAUCCAGGCUGUUCUUCUGCCCAAGAAGACAUCAAAGGCUUCCAAGUAAAUGCUGCUUUUGCCAAGCAUCAUUCCAAGACAAACGGCUCUUUUGAGAGCCACCUAUCCUCCAAGAAAGAUUCAAACGAAUAUAUCUAACAUAGUAUGACAAAUAUGUCUCUCAAAUUGAAAUAUAUGGUUGUGUGUGGUGUAUCGUGGGGUAGGAGCCGAUCGGCUCCUCGAGGAAGUCAUUGAAAGAUUUUUAGGCUUAUAUACGAUUUAUCAAAAUUUUAAAUUAAGAGGGCAGUCAUUUAUGUUUUAAAACGCGUUGCAUGGCUGCUACAA
This is a messenger RNA of Lytechinus variegatus (green sea urchin), 793 nucleotides long. RefSeq names its product late histone H2A.L3. The transcript has a single exon. Lineage: Eukaryota; Metazoa; Echinodermata; Echinoidea; Temnopleuroida; Toxopneustidae. Gene Ontology annotation, cellular component: nucleosome. The record is from RefSeq and is a predicted model, not a curated record. Gene Ontology annotation, molecular function: structural constituent of chromatin; protein heterodimerization activity; DNA binding. The coding region runs from base 138 to 518 and encodes 126 amino acids.